GGACAAUAAACUUUACUUUGACACAAAAGAACAUUUUCCUAUAUUUUGAGCCCGAUUAUGAAAGGAGGCCCGAGUCCAAUUCGAUGAGAUCUCUGAGUCCACAUUGCAAAAAUCAACAAUACAUGAUAAUAGAUGGAAAGGGAGGGUGUAGAUAUUGGGCUCUUUUUUACUCCUUCAUCUUUCUUCUCCAACCUUCAAGAAUUUUCUCCAAUCUUCUCUCCCCCUUCCUAUAAAUCCCCACACAGACCACUUUCCCCUCCCCAGUCGUAAGCUGCUGAUCCUUCCAAAUCUUCAUAAUCCCACGAAGUUUCCUCCCAAUUAAUAACAAUCAGAUUAUUAUCAAUGGCUGCCAAUGCUCUGCUUUGCUCUGUUCCUCCUCUCGUUUCCAACCCCUCUGUUUCAAAUAACACUCCCCGUCGGCUCACGUUCCGCCCCUGCUCUGCUUCCGUCCCAUCUUCCCACGGCGUUAGAAGGCCGUUGAAGCUCAGAGCCCAGUCCUCCGCCGCCGGUGAUCACACCCAAGACACCGCCGUCGAUGUCCAUCACGUCACCAGCAGUGGUGACAACACCCGCGCGGUUGAGCAUCGGCCUCGCCGUCGCCCUGCCGCCCUUGACGCCUCCCCUUUCGGGCUUCUAGACCCACUCUCUCCGAUGAGGACAAUGCGCCAAAUGCUGGACACAAUGGACAGGAUAUUCGAGGACGGGUUGUCAUUCCCGGCGGUCGGAAGAAACAGGGCGACAGGAGAAGUGCGGGCCCCAUGGGAAAUCAGGGACGAGGAGCAAGAGGUCAAGCUGCGAAUAGACAUGCCGGGGCUGUCCAAGGAGGAGGUCAGGGUCUCCGUGGAAGACGACCUGCUGGUCAUCAAAGGGGAGCACAAGAAGGGAGACGAAGACGGCGGCAAAGACGGCGACUCGUGGUGGUCGAAGAGUUACAGCUCCUACGACACCCGGUUCCGGCUGCCGGAAAACUGCGACACCGGCAAGGUGAAGGCUGAGUUGAAGAACGGAGUUCUUCUGAUCUCGGUCCCCAAGGUCAAGGUGGAGAAGAAGGUCAUUGAUGUCGAGAUCAAGUGAGAACUAAUAAGUUCAAAUGAGUAAAAAGAUAUAUAAUGUCAAGAAAUAUAUAUAAAGAGUGACAGGCAUCACUCAUCAUCAGUACUUUUUGAUGCACAUUGCCCAGAGAGUUUAAACAUAUAUAUAAAUAUAACCAUCACCAGAAAUAAACCUCCCUCAUGACAACUCAAAAACCUCUAAUGGAUCAUAUCCCACCUUCACAGUUGUCACUUAAAGCCGGGAUAAUCGUAACAUAUAUAGGGGCUGCAGCGUAUCUAUG
Molecule: messenger RNA, 1333 nt
Organism: Cuscuta campestris
Lineage: Eukaryota; Viridiplantae; Streptophyta; Magnoliopsida; Solanales; Convolvulaceae
Source: the annotation of a GenBank genome assembly